Molecule: messenger RNA, 1386 nt
Organism: Durusdinium trenchii
Lineage: Eukaryota; Dinophyceae; Suessiales; Symbiodiniaceae
Source: the annotation of a GenBank genome assembly
AUGGUCAAAUUUGGCGACUUCCUGAACUCAGGUACUGCAAAAGAGAACGUCGAUCCGCUGCGGAGGUGGGCGGGCUUCGGCCGUUUUACUGGAGCCUGGUCUUUGCUGUCCAGACCCUUUUGGUGGCAGGACCUUUGUGUUGGCAUUGUCAAUUCUGUGACUCGCAGCAACCGAGAGGUCAAAGGCAGCAAUUUUCUGAAAGAUGCUGCCGUAGGUUCCCGGCUUCAGUGCAGCCUGGAGAAAGGUACUCUACAAUUACCACCUUUGGAGGUGCCGUUGAUCUUGAUUUGCCCUGGGACCGGGCUGUCUCCCUGCCGGGCACUUGUGCAAGAGAGGCACAAGCAGCUGAUGGGCGCCAAAUCUCCUCCAGCUCGUUUUCACAAAGGUCUUCAGGACCUGAUGUUCCUGGGCUUUCGUCACCAGGAUGGCGACUUCCUAUAUGGACAUGAAUGGUCAAACUUCAAGACCUGGCUAUCUGUGCAUGUGGCAUUCUCUCGUGACCACGAGGACAAGAAGGCAGAAACCUCCAUCACCAUCGAUGAUGUGACGCACGUCAUCGAUUCAUGCCACGUCAAGGAAACGCGCUUCUCCCCUCAGAGCUCGACCAGUGUGUUCUCUACAGUUUGGGUCAGCCAAGCUGCUGCCAAGCAACGUGCUGGCCGAGCUGGUCGUACACGACCAGGUGUUUGCUGGAGACUAUGCCGGCAAGACUUUAUGGAGAAAGAGCUGCCCAAGCACACGUUGUGUGAGAUGCAACGCACUCCGCUAGAGGAGUUGGUACUUCAGCUGCGGUUAUUGGAGCUGGGCGACCAUCCGGGCGACUUCCUUCGGCGUGCGCCUGAGCCACCAGCGUUAGAGGCGGUGGAGCGUGCCAUUCGAGCUUUAGUGGCCAUUGGUGCGCUUGAGAAUGACUCCCAACUGCGCUUGACACCACUCGGAUUCCAUUUGGCACAUAUGCCCGUCGACGCGCGCAUUGGAAAGAUGCUGGUGUAUGGAUCCCUUUGCAAGUGCUUGGCUCCUAUCCUCACCAUUGCGGCAUGCUUAUCACAGAGGUCUCCUUUCAUACGGAACUUCAACCGCACGAAGGAGGAGCUACAAGUGCAAGAGCGGAGAAAUGUUUGGGGCGAGCUUCAUAGCGACCAGCUAGCUGCGGCAAAGGCGUAUGACAAGUAUCAUGAGCAGCGUCGACAAGGCCGAGAAAACGCGUGGGCUGUGUGUGAUCGCUUUGGGCUGUCCUCGUCCACCUUGGAUGACGUUGCCCAGCUGCGGCAGCAGUUCCUCCGGCACCUGGCCGAGACGGGCUUCGCAGAUGCCGAGGCUGGCGAGGACGGUGGCGAUCAGGUGAAUGUCCAUCAAUCAAAUUUGUCACUGGUGAUCCUUGGCUAA